Molecule: messenger RNA, 5754 nt
Organism: Aedes albopictus (Asian tiger mosquito)
Lineage: Eukaryota; Metazoa; Arthropoda; Insecta; Diptera; Culicidae
Gene: mahj
Product: protein mahjong
Exons: 7
Coding region: 529-5139 (1536 amino acids)
Biological process (GO): protein ubiquitination
Cellular component (GO): Cul4-RING E3 ubiquitin ligase complex; nucleus
Molecular function (GO): protein binding
Source: RefSeq, a predicted model, not a curated record
GCUAGCGCUGCAGUGAAAGCACCAUCAGAGUGUCCAAUCGUUUCUCAAGAGCGUGUGUUCCAAAUUAGUCGCAACUUUCGAGCGCAAAAAAGUCUGCAAAACAGUUCAAAUUCUCGUCGAAAAUAUCGCGAAUCGGUAGUUUCCGCGCGGGUGAUGCUUUUGCGGUAGCAGGUUCCUUCCGGCCGCUGUUGGUUCUGGCGGAAAAAGUCCGCAAACGAGUGUGCAGUGUUGACGGGGAGUCUGGACGGUCGACGUCGACGUUCAGCGAAAUCCACGACGAAAAACGCAGAUCCCCGAGUUGUGAGGUUAGAAAAGUGGAGUUCAUUUCUGGGUUCGUUCGGGUGGCGCAAGUGAACAACAACAACCGCGUCGCGAGUGUUCGGGGUGUUCAUCUCGUCGGGCCGUUUGGCUUUGCAUCAGCUGUCGACUGUAAAUAUUUUGCUUCACGGACGAUAAGGAGUUUGUGGUGUUUUUGCGGUGUUCCGCCGAAGGUGCCACAGUAGCACCGGGUAAUCGAGACUUUGAACAAUGGCAGCACCACAGGAUCAGGCGGAGGUACUUCAAGGCCGAGAUUUGGCGAGAAUUUUUCAAGUAUGGGAGGAAAUGCACAGCGUCCCUGGGUACGACCCGGAGCCGGUUGUUACAAGAUUAGCGGAAAUCUUCGAAGAGGAAACCGAAGUAUACAUGCGCAAGGACCCGGACCCGUUCGAUGAGCGACACCCGUCGCGAACGGAUCCCAACAGUGAACUGGGUCGCAUGUUGAAAACCCUGUUCCGAAAGGACCACUUUAUGACCCGGUUGGUGAACGACUAUCUUCGCGAUAAUUUCUUCACGCGACAAAACAUCCAGCAAUGUUCGCAGCCGCUGAAUAUCGCAGCCUGCCGGUUGAUACUGGUGAUCAUGCCGGGGCUGGAAACGUCCGCCGUGUUUCAGGCGGAAUUCGAUCAUCUGAUUACGAGGCUGUAUGGGUGGGCCGAAUCGAGCCCGGAGCCGCUGCAAAGCUAUGCUACCGGGCUGCUGGGAGCUGCAAUGGAAGUGCAGGAGAUUGCGGUCAGUUUCCGGGAGCAGAACAUUCGCUUGCUGCCGAUCAUGCUGAGGCGAUUGCAUGUGCUGCAGCUGGCACACAGAAAUCGAGAUCGUUUGGCGGAGGCUGGCGAAGGAAUGUCCAGUACGGCUUUCCAGCGGAUGUUCCAGGGCGAAGCUGCGUUGAUAUCGCAGAAAAAUUCCACCGAAGGUCAGAACGAUUCCGUGAUGUUGGAUGGCGAAGGUGAUCUGGCCGCUGCCGAUGAGGAGAGACCAUUCGCCCAUUUAGGGGGACCUUCCGGGAACGGCGGUGGGAUCCCUCCGAAUGGGGUCUCUUCGGUAUCGAAUUUGAACACUCUCUUUCAGAAUGAAAGCAGCCAGAACACUCAGGAUGCCCAGGGACGGCUGGCCCAUCGGAACAUGAUCCCGAUCUUCCCGGCAACGAUUGCCACCAGCCAGAUGUUGAUCCUGCGGUACCUUACGCCGAUGGGAGAGUAUCAGGAAUUCCUGCCGCACGUUUUUGAACACAAUGCGAUGAGUCUGAUAUUCCGCUACAUCGAGAAUCUGGACGCCAAGGACACCUGUCUGGCGUUCGAGGCGCUGAAAUAUCUGGCAUCGUUGCUGUGCCAUAAGAAGUUUUCGCUGGAGUUCAUAGCCAAUGGAGGUCUGGAGCGAUUGUUGAAGGUUCCUCGACCCAGUUUGGCCGCCACGGGGGUGUCCAUUGCAUUCUAUUACCUGGCGUAUUGUGAGGAUGCCAUGGAAAGGAUCUGUUUGAUGCCACAGAAGAUCAUCACGGAAUUGGUGACGUACGCGUUGUGGUUGCUGGGAUGUACCCAUGACUCCGGAAGAUGCCACGCGACGAUGUUCUUCGGCCUGAGUUGCCAGUUCAAAACCAUGAUGGAUGAGUUUGAUAAGCAGGACGGUCUGCGGAAACUGUACAAUGUCAUCGCGGUUCUCCCCAUCCUGAUGCCGGGGGACGAGUAUCAUCUGAACGACGACGAGGAAUGCGCUGCCCGGCAAGUGGUUCGACAUGUUUGCGUUGCCUUGAAGAAGUACUUCGAGAAUCAUCUGUACUACAAGUACAACCAGGUGACGCGACAACAGUGCCCCUCGGGAACGUUGGCCCAACCGGUUUUCAAAUCGGUGAAGAAUUCCGCGGAGGUUCUUAGCGAUCAAAUAAAGACAUUGCAGGAGUUACUUCCGAUGAAGGCGAGGUGGUCACCGGUCGACGAGUUUCUGGAUCUGGGCGGUGUUAAUUUACUGUUGCGUAUCAUCGCACUGGCCUACGAGUGGAACUACAGCGGACGUGGUGAGACGGUCCGAGCGGCUUUGGAUGUGCUGAACGUAUGCUGCGUGAUUCCUCGAGUGCAUGCCGUCUUUUGCGAGCGAAUCGAGUUUCCCGAAGAAGGCUCCGCUGCCGGAAUUAACAUUGUGCUGGGAGCUGCCGAAGGUGAAAUCGUUGCCGACGCCGAAGUGCAGAAGUCGGCUCUGGCCGUUUUGGUGCACACAGUUUGCGCUCCGUUGCAUCGGCCCAGUGGAUCACUGGCGCGGUUCGGGUCGGCCAAGAAACGGAUGCCGAACAAGCACUCCGAGGAGCUACUGCAGAAGGUGUGGGAGAGCGUUCGGUCCAAUAACGGAAUCAUUGUGCUGCUGUCGCUGAUGUGCGUCAAGACACCGAUCACCGAUGCCGAUUGUAUUCGGGGGAUGGCCUGCCGGGCGAUGGCAGGACUGGCCCGGUCCGAAACUGUGCAGCAGAUCAUUGGAAAGCUGUCGCUGUUUGUCAAUGGACAAUUACAGAGUCUAAUGCGCGAUCCGAUUCUCCAGGAGAAGCGGGCCGAGCACGUCCAGUUCCAGAAGUACGCUCUGGAGUUGCUGGAGCGCGUCUCGGGCAAGGCGAAAUCUGCCAACAAUCAACUCGACACCUCACUGGCCGACAUUCACAAGGCGAAUGUGGUAGCCCAGACCAAAAUCCAGUUCAACGAGCAGCAACUGCUGGAGUUGAUCCAUCAGCAUCUGGUCGCUCGCGGCUUGACCGAAACGGCGGCCACUUUGGUGCGGGAAGGCGGAAUCACCGUUCCGAAUCCCAUCCUCCAGCAGCACCAGCAGCCGGCUAGUUUAAGUAGGAAUUUGCAUCAUUCUCCUUUCACCUUCCGGUCACCGAAUCCGACCAACAUCCAGCGCUCUAGGAUACGAAGUAAAACCAGCGACGGCACGUUUAGUCACUCCACGGCGCAGACCAAUCUGCAGGCUGCGUUGGCGGCUGCCAGUAUAGAUGGUCCCACCAAUGGUAGCGCCGGUGGCGAACAUUUGAAGGUAGAUACCACAGGGCAAGGCAGUUCCGGCCAGGAGUCACCACCAGUAGACCCAUUCACGCCCAUCAAGCUUAUCAAGAAGACAACUGCGGGAAGUGUUAGCGCAGGAGUGAUAGCCGGAGGCAGCACCACGCAUGGAAGUAGUCUUACCACUCCGUUUGCAUCGUCUUCUAGCUCCAGCCAUCAGCGUCCACUGCAAAAGCAACUCUCGGCAACGACCGACACCGCUUCGUUCCUCGUUCCGGCUUCGACGUCUUCCAAAACGACUACCGCGGAAGUACCGGGCAACUCCGUCACGCUGGACACGAUCAUAACCGAGUACCUCACCAACCAGCAUGCCCUGUGUAAACACCCGAUGUCCACGUGUCCCCAGUUCGAUCUGUUCGUACCGCACAAGUGUCCGGAUCCGCGUCCAAACCGGGCAUCCGGCAUGAGCAUCAACUUUGCCACACGGUUCUUCAAACGGCAUGCCGGAUAUUCAUCGCAGCGAUUCGACCGGCGGCUGGUGCAUUCAAACUUUUCCGCUUCGCGUGUUCUGCGGCCUCAGGAUUCGGAGUUCUUCUUCACGUGUUGCGAUUUCACGCCUUGUGCAACGAAACUGAUCACCGGUUCGCACUCCGGCGAAGUCAAGAUCUUCAACCUGAGCGACAGCAACGAAGAGUUUAGCUAUUCGUGCCACGAGUCGUACGUGAAUUCCAUCAUCUGUAGCAAGGACGGUCGAUUGCUGUUGACUUCGUGCGCCUGGCGCGCGCCAAUGUCAGCCCUGUGGAACAUUGAAAACAGUCGGUUCACGCAGAAGCUCACCUGGGAUGAGGAGGAGUACGUGGAGUUCCCGAACCUGAAGCAGGACAAGGUUCUGGCGACCACUGGAGAGGUCGCCACCAUCUACGACAUAAACACGGGUCAGAAAAUCCUCUCCCUGGUGCCAAGCAUAUACAACCAAUACACGAAAAACCGUGCCACAUUCUGCCCGUCGGACGAGCUGAUCCUUUCGGACGGUGUCCUGUGGGACGUAUCCUCCGGCAAGGAAAUCCACAAGUUCGACAAACUGAACCAAACCAUCUCCGGGGUGUUCCACCCGAACGGGCUGGAGAUCGUGUCCAACACGGAGGUGUGGGACCUGCGGACAUUCCAUCUGUUGCGAACGGUUCCGGCGCUGGACCAGUGCCACGUGAAAUUCUCCCCGCAGAAUGUGAUAUACGGUAUCUGUCCGGAGGUGGAGACGGAACCGAACGCGGACAACCAGUGUUUCGAGUCCAGCUUCCGGGUGCUGGAUGCGUACGAUUACAGCAGCAUUUCGACGGUGGACGUCAAGCGGAACAUCUACGAUCUGGCGGUCAACCUGUACGGUAGCCAGAUUGCGAUCGUGGAAAAUCAGGGCGGCUACAACUCCGUGCAGGAAUCGGUGGUGCGCAUUUACAGCGUCGGCCGGAAGAAGAACACCGAAGACGACGCCGAGGAAGAGGAGGAAGAGAUGGAUAACAGCGAGGACAAUUCGAUGUCGGAAACGGAGUCAGUCGUAUUUCACGGCGCUCGCGGAGAAAACGGUGGUCAGCGUCGUCGGCGGAGACGGGGAAUGCGUAUCAAUGUAUUCGAUGAUGACGAAGAUCUCUUUCAACCAGGUUCUUCCUCGUCCAGCGACGAUGACGACGACGAGGACGAGGACGAUGACAACGAAGAGGACGAGGAUGGGGACGGCGGCGAUGGCGAGGACGACGACGGGGCCAACAAUAACGACGACGACGAGGAAGACGCCUCGUCCUGGACCACGACCUCCGAUCUGGAGGACUUCCUAUUGAUGUAAGACAGUCAGUCAGUGGUGGUGUUGAUGGGCUUGAAAUUGAAUGUAUCCAGAUGAGCGGUCAGCUGGUUCCUCCUCGCCAUCUCCCGUGUUGUCCACUGCCGGCACGUGCAAACACUUGAAAAGUAAGUCGCUUCCUCGUAACUGCUACUUCGUGACAAUUUAGAACUUAUGCGUUCUUCUAUGGUACGUCACUGUAUAUAGAUGUCUUGUAGUAGGAUAAAGGCCGGAUUACCUUUUCUCUAUUAAGAUCAAAAAGCUUUAAGUUUGAUGUUCGAGGGAUUUGUUUCGAAAAGUAAAAUGUUUGAAAAUAUGUUCAAGUCAAAAUUAUUAUUUAUACAACUGUUAAAAUAUCCGUCACAAAGUUUCGAGCAUUCGAUGUGAUUGCAUUUUUUUUUCGUACUGUGUAGGCAGGUGUAGCUCGCGUUUUUUUACUUCUUUGAACAGACGACAGAGGGAUUUUACGUUUUUCUCCGUUUUCUUGAACGUGUAACCACCUAAGGGAUUUUUGUCGCCGCGAGCAAACCCUUCUGCCGCACUAUUUCGGCAUAACGGCGUUGUAUAAUCGAUUUGUACAUGUAUAAUAGAUUCUAGCUCAAUAAAUAAAUUUCAUAUUAA